GCUCCAGUCAGCUACAGUACCUGGGCUGCUGUUGUGGGGUUUUCUCUUGUGACAGCGUUCCCAUAUCUCUAAUCAUCCAUACCUACCUGACCUUUACCUUUACCUUACCUACUUCUGCCUCAAUCCGCGCUGACGCAACAUAACAUCCCCCUUUCACUUCUCCAAGUCUCCAAUCGACCUCGCAUCAAACAACCGAUCGAAUACUCAAUUAUCCCGGACAAACCGACACAAUGGAUUUCGGAAACUUUGGAACCAACCUUGGCAAGAACCUGUCCAACCUUGGGGCUUCUAUCACCCCCUUUGCGUCGCGCACCUUCCAGUACACCAAGGAGCAGUUCGGUCAAACUGAGGACAAGACCCAACUCCCUCCUGACUACAUCGAUCUCGAGAAGCGCGUCGAUGCCCUCAAGCAAGCCCACCAGAAGAUGCUUGCUGUGACCUCUCAGUACUCUAACGAGGCCUACGACUACCCCCCUAACAUCAAGGAGACUUUCCAGGACCUUGGUCGCACCGUCAGCGAAAAGGUCAGCCUCCUCUCGUCUGCUACCUCUCCCGCCGAAGCUCAGGCUGCCCUCGUCGCUCCUCCUGCCGCCAAGCCUCAGCCUAAGACAUUCAGCCAUGCUGUCGCUCGCGCCAGUCUGGCUAGCAGCCAGCUCCUCCACCAGCACCACACCGGUGCCGGAGAGGACCCCCUCGCAACCGCCCUGGAGAAGUAUGCGCUUGCCAGCGAGCGUGUUGGUGAGGCUCGUCUUGCCCAGGAUGCCCAGAUCCAGAGCCGUUUCCUCGCCGGUUGGAACACUACCCUCAACACCAACUUGACUUUCGCUACCCGCGCCCGCAAGAACGUUGAGAACUCUCGCCUCUCCCUGGAUGCCGUCAAAGCUCACGCCAAGGGUACCACUUUCAAGCUGGGCGGCCAUGCACAUGGCGACCAGCCCCAUGAGGAGCAAGAGCUGAGCCCUGAGGCCCAGGAGGAAAUCGAGAAGGCUGAGGACGAGUUUGUCACUCAGACCGAGGAGGCCGUUGGUGUCAUGAAGAAUGUUCUUGACACACCUGAGCCCCUGCGCAACCUUGCCGAACUUGUCUCCGCUCAGAUUGAGUACCACAAGAAGGCAUACGAGAUUCUCACCGAGCUCGCCCCCGUUAUCGAGGGCCUCCAGUCUGAGCAAGAAGCCGCUUACCGAAAGAGCCGCGAGGAGUCUUCUUAAGUUAGUGACAAAGGGAUGUGUGAUUUAAUUAUGCGUCGCUCAGACACGCGGCAUGCAAACGCCGAGUCGGACUUUACGUCCAUGAUAUGAGCGAACGCAACGCGUGCUGUGUUUCUUUUUCAGUUUUCUUACGUCAAGAUCCAAGUCAUAUGUCUGGAAGGUAUAAGAUAUUGUCUUGAUUCAGGUAUUGAGAUAUCAACCAACUCAAGAUUUGAGGGCUUCUUUUUUCUCUUUAUACUUGCAACGGACUUUAUGAGUCUAUUGCUAGCUCUAAGAUGUAGAGACCUGGUGAUGUGGUGUGAAUGGAUUCAACGAUAUUAGACCUGCAUGAUCUCGAUCAAUAGUUGACAUGCAACACUGCGACAUAUUGUCAAUGCAAAAUCUUGAGUUUUCCCUGGCCGUGGUGAAUAUCUUUAACUACAACUACAUAAGGUACCUAUCAUCUGGCAUUGACUCGUCAUGACGAUGUUGAAGAGUCACGUGAGCACACAC
This is a messenger RNA of Fusarium oxysporum Fo47, 1700 nucleotides long. Its product is annotated as BAR domain-containing family protein. Gene Ontology annotation, molecular function: protein binding. Gene Ontology annotation, cellular component: cytoplasm. The record is from RefSeq and is a predicted model, not a curated record. NCBI's taxonomy places the organism in Eukaryota, Fungi, Ascomycota, Sordariomycetes, Hypocreales, Nectriaceae. Bases 231 to 1208 code for a protein of 325 amino acids. The transcript has 6 exons.